GUGGAGGUUCCUUUUAAAAGAUUUGCAAUCUUAACUUUCCCGAAACGGUUUUUCUGUGAUUAUACGCCACGUAGUCUUCUUCCGCUUCUGGGUAUUUCCCCAACAGCGUUAUCACUUGCAGUUUCCAUUCAAACCACCUUACUGAAGCUGUGAGUCGUCGUGAAGUUACUUCUAUCAACAAAACAACAUGUCUCCGUUUGAAGAAUAUGACCUUAGGAUCAACGCUAUCGCGGAGGAUCUGACAACUGGGGACCGUAAAAAGGCAAUUUACCUUUGUGGGAGCUUGGUUACCGACAGCAGCGUGGCUUGCGUCAGGGAGACUUUAAGAGUCAAAGGAAACUUUCACGCAGACCCUGCCCUGUUUAUAAUGUCCAUCCUCAGGCAGCUAGGACGGUACGACAUUAUAAAACGAGUCUAUAAAGUGGACAGAAAUGAGAUAGAAAAGAAGAUUCAGACAUAUAGACAAGUUCUCCCAAGAUUCAGAGUACUGAUGGUUACUAUAAGUGACAAUCUCCAAAUGGAGGAUGUGGAGCAAAUAAAAUUUUUAUUAGGCAGGACUUUAUCCCAUGAAAAAACAGAAAAUAUCAAGACCUUCUUGGAAGUGAUGAUUGAACUGGAGAAGCUGGAUUCAGUGUCACCCGAAAGAGUAGAGCUCGUAGAGGAGUGUUUACAAAAUAUUGGCCGGCUUGAUCUGGCCAAAACAGUGGCUGCUUACAAGAUGUCAGGUGCAACAUCUGAACACUCUUGGCCUCCACAACACAGUGGUCAAGCUGCUAGUCAACCAGACCAGUACAACUUCAGGGCCAAUCAAAGAGGAGUCUGUGUUAUUAUUGACUGUAUAGGUAAUGAUGGAGGAAUGUUAGAAAACACGUUUAAGGCUCUCCAUUUCAACGUUCUCUACUACAGCAUGCUGGGUGCUAAUGAAAUUUUCGAAACUCUUAAAGAAGUCUCUAAACACAGACAGAGUUGCAACGAGGAUGCUUUUGUCUGCUGCAUCAUUAGCCGCAGCUUAGACGACAAUAUCCUGGGUACGGACUCGUAUGGUAGAGGUCUUUCUGUCAAAAACAUCAGAGAGCUCUUCUUAGGUGACUCUUGUCCUAUGAUGGUUGGCAAGCCAAAACUUUUCUUCAUCCAGAGCUACAUGGUUCCUGAGUCUGAUCAUUGGGUGCAAGACUGCUGUGACAGCUUUCCCAUCAGAGAAAACCUCCCCACAGAAGCAGACAUACUCUGGAGUCACUGCUGGACAGAUGAAAGCCAGCUGCUGCAAGAGCAGCAUCACUCUGUUUACCUAAAAGCACUGACUGAUGCCUUAAGCAAAGCCAAGAGGGAAACGAAUCUGCUUGAUGUUCAAAUGAAGGUGAAUGGAGCCAUUUAUGACCAUAACCAAAAACAUCCUGAAGCAAAUUACCAUUGUGAUGUAAAACACACUCUGAGAAAAAGUAUUUAUCUAGAAUAGAAAAGUGACAGAAACAUCAUGACUUUUACUAAGCACCUAGAGCUGUGGCUCUGAUCUCACUAUAUCCAUUAUGAAGAACAUGUUUUCUGUGUGUAUACUGACUCCUAGUGGUGUAAAUGAAAGAAGACACUAUAGAGACAUAAUCGCUUAAUUAAAUGUUUAUUUCAGUAAUUUAAUUCAAAAAGUUAAAAAUCAUAUAUUAUAGAGAUUCAUUGCAAACAUAAUGAUAUACUUCCGAAGUUUAAACUUGUUAGUUUUGAUAUUUGUGGCUUACAGCUAAUGAAUUCCUAAAAUCCAGUGUCUUAGAAAAUUAUAAUAACACUGCAUGCCUUCUACAAAAAUUAAAUUUGGGGUUUUUAUGAGCUGUAAGUUAUUUUAUCAAAAUUAGUGACAACAAAAUGUUAUAAUAAACUGUAUUCUUGUUUAUAUGUUAUAAUAUUUAAAAAUGUUUUCUCACACAAAACUAUAUGUAUAUAUAUAUAUAAUCAACAUAACUUUUUAUAGAUAUUCUUUGUAAAUGAAGGACUCCAGGUGUUUUCUCAUUCAUUUUUUUUAUUUAAUUAAACUGAAAAAUAGUAUUUUUUAAUCAGCAAGCAAAAAAAUGUCAUAUUAAAAUUUAAUUUUACAUCAACUCUUAGUUGGUGGCUUAUGGCAAAAAAAAAAUCUCACCUCAAAAUAUAGAAGUAAAAAAUAUAUUGUAAACUAAGCUCCCUUCAUAUCCUGUAGGGUUUUAAUCAUUUCAGGUUUGUGCUUUUCUACUCUUUAUGAAAUCUCAAGUCUAAUUUUUUAUUUAUUUAUUUUUUACAUUUUUUACAUUAAAUGAAAAACUCUAACUAAAAUUGCAAUUUUUAACUAUUAGCUAAUUGGGAGGAUCUGUAAGACAUGAAUGAAUAUUAUCAGAUAUUUAAAACCAACAAACUGCUGUCACUUUUCCUGGUGAAACCACUUUCAUUCAUUUUAUUGUCAUUAACUUUCAGUGUGAUCUUUGCUGAAUAUGAUAUAUAUGGUAACUCUUCAUGUUGAUGUACAGUGCAAGGAGAGGGAAGUUGAAGAGAAAUUGGAUGUAAAGAUGUAAAUUCAAGGUAGUCCAAACAUGCAAAGCAUUACAUCAUAAGACAAAUCUCGACAAAAAUCAUUGGGCAGACAAAAUAAACAUUAGAACUGUUUUGAAAAUAUAACUAAGUUACAAUUAUGUCAGAUAAGUAACUGUAUUCUGUUACCUUGCUGUUCCUUUUGCUACUUUACAUUAUUUUCUCUUGUUUUGUUAUUAAUUAAUUUUUAUAUUUGAAGGACAUUUGUCAAUUUGUAUUUAUUUAGUACAAAAGUUGUAUUUUUGUUUUUUUAAGUACAUUCCUGACAUGUAAUGUAUUUGAUGUCUCUAACACAUUUGUUUGUACAUGUACUGUUUUCAUUAACAGGACCUCGUGAUAGCAGAAAUGCAGGCUUCAAAUUAUGAAACCCUGUGCAAUUAAUCCAGGUUUUUUUGUGUCUGGUUUUUUUAUUACUCUGAUUAAUAAAUUACAAUGUAUUUAUUUAUUAUUUACCUUACAAAUUCUUAACAUUUGAUGGUUAGAAAUAUCCAUGUCCAUGAUAUAUUCAUGGGUAUUGUAAUCUUUUAAAUACUGUCACAAGAACAAAAACACUAACAUUGUUUUGGAAUGCGUUUCAUUCCUUAUUUAUUUCUGGUUGACAAGCAACAGAAAUAAUGUUGCUUGUCAUUAUUGGGAAGAGGAAGUGGUAUGGAUUACCAUCUUUAUGUCAACUCUGACAAAUGUAUCUAGCAUAUUGGUACUCAGGAAACCCUGACUCAAAUCUUCACACUAAACUUAAAGGGUUUUGCUUUACCAAACUUUGAAAUUGGGUUGUCUCUUAUGACGAUUUAACUUGUCUAUGACUCGUGUACACUCACAAAUCUUCUACCACACUUUUUCAUUCCACUCAAUUUUUCAUAAACAUGCUUGAAAACA
Molecule: messenger RNA, 3423 nt
Organism: Gambusia affinis (western mosquitofish)
Lineage: Eukaryota; Metazoa; Chordata; Actinopteri; Cyprinodontiformes; Poeciliidae
Product: CASP8 and FADD-like apoptosis regulator
Exons: 8
Coding region: 188-1456 (422 amino acids)
Biological process (GO): proteolysis; negative regulation of extrinsic apoptotic signaling pathway via death domain receptors
Molecular function (GO): cysteine-type endopeptidase activity; protein binding
Source: RefSeq, a predicted model, not a curated record